Linepithema humile (Argentine ant) is the source of this 1246-nucleotide messenger RNA. The record is from RefSeq and is a predicted model, not a curated record. Lineage: Eukaryota; Metazoa; Arthropoda; Insecta; Hymenoptera; Formicidae.
GUUGUCUGCCGUGGGAUUCGAUGAAAAUAAUUUUUCUUAUAUUAUAAUUGAUGAGGCAAGUCAAACAAUUGAACCUGAAAUGUUAAUACCUUUUGCAAUAGCGAGUUCCGGCAUCUUGUGUGAUUUUUAUCCACAAGUUGUUAUUGCUGGUGAUCCUCAUCAAUUAGGACCUGUCGUUCGUAGCAAAAGAUCUGAACAUCUUCUUGGAAUAUCUAUGCUGGAACGGUUAAUGACCACUUGCGAACCAUAUAAAAAACAGAAUGGGAUUUACAAUCCGAAUUAUAUAACAAAAUUGAUUAAAAAUUAUCGCAGUCAUGAAAAACUUAUACACAUAUCAAAUCAAUUAUUUUAUGACGGUGAUCUUAUAGCCUGCGGAGGAACCGAUACACAAAUCGCGUUAAACUGGCCGAAACUACCCAAUAAAAAUUUUCCAAUGAUAUUCCAAGAAGUUCGAGGUGGAGAAGAGAGAACUUCAGCCAAAAGUGUCUACAAUGUUGCCGAAGCACUAGUAGUGGUGCAUUAUGUCAGCAUGCUGCUGAAGACAAAGUUCCCGAAUUACAAAAUCACGGCGAAGGAUAUCGGUGUGAUAACACCUUUUAAACGGCAGCAGCUAGACAUCACUCGGCAAUUGGUAGCGAGACGCUUGGAAGACGUGACUGUGGGAACAGUGGAGAUAUUCCAAGGGCAAGAAAAACCUGUCAUAAUAUUGUCCACGGUGCGAUCGAAAACUUUCAAGCACAACGGCAGAGAGCACAUCGGUUUUUUAUCCAAUCCGAAGAGAUUUAACGUCGCUCUAACACGUGCCAAAGCGCUUACAAUAGUAAUAGGCGACCCAAAUGUUCUCUGCAAGAGUAAAUGUUGGAAGUUACUUUGGGAGUACUGUAAAAACCAAGGGGGAUAUAUUCCAUUCGAGCAAUGCCCAUUGAAGCCGGACAUGAUAGAGAAGUUAAGGACCAAUAAAAUCAAUCAUAAUCCGGCGAAGAAACUAUCCAUCAUUGUACAAUACAACAAGGAACAGAAUAAAUUAUCCGACGUGCUAGUGCGUCAAAUGAAUAACAUAACUUUGUAACAUAGACAUCCCUGCUUAAAAUAAUAGAUAGGAGAUGAAUGGAUUUCAUUACUAUAACAUAGAAUCUUUAUGUUGAUUGAUACGACGAGUUUUUAACCAAUGUCACAAUACAUACACUUCCAAUAUAGUUUAAUGAUAUUUUAUAAUAUUAUUUCUUUUAAUACUAUUGAAUAUGAA